Dovyalis caffra is the source of this 768-nucleotide messenger RNA. The record is from the annotation of a GenBank genome assembly. Lineage: Eukaryota; Viridiplantae; Streptophyta; Magnoliopsida; Malpighiales; Salicaceae.
AUGUUGGCAAUAUUUCACAAAACUUUUGCUAACCCACCUGAGGAGCUUAGUAGUCCAGCAUCUCAAAAUGGUACCAAGAGGCCUAAGCUUCCCGAGGAAACACUCAAUGAGUUCCUUUCUCACCACCCUCAGAAGACUUUGUCAAUGAACUUUGGUCAAGCUGCUGCGCUUGCCUAUGUUCCCCAAGACAACCCUUUCUCUUCUCAACAAAGGUUGUUCUGUGGUUUCGAUGGUAUAUACUGCCUUUUCUCUGGAAGCUUAAACAACUUAUGCACACUCAAUAAGCAGUAUGGAUUAACAAAGGGGACUAAUGAGGCCAUGUUUGUGAUAGAAGCUUAUAAGACCCUUCGCGAUCGAGGCCCUUAUCCAGCUGAUCAAGUUGUUAAGGAUCUUGAUGGGAGCUUUGCUUUUGUUAUCUACGAUAGCACGGCUGGAAAUGUUUUUGCAGCACUCGGCUCUGAUGGUGGAGUUAAGCUGUUCUGGGGUAUUGCAGCAGAUGGUUCUGUGGUGAUAUCUGAUGAUUUGGAAGUUAUAAAAGCAGGCUGUGCCAAAUCAUUCGCUCCCUUCCCAGCAGGGUUUAUGUUCCAUAGUGAAGGAGGUUUGAUGAGCUUUGAGCAUCCAAUGAACAAAGUUAGAGCAAUGCCAAGGACAGACAGCGAAGGAGUUCUGUGUGGGGCAAAUUUCAAGGUUGAUGUCUACACACGGAUCAAUAGCUUACCCCGUAGAGGAAGUGAAGCUAACUGGACCGAGUGGGAAUCACACAGCUAA